Molecule: messenger RNA, 1428 nt
Organism: Beauveria bassiana ARSEF 2860
Lineage: Eukaryota; Fungi; Ascomycota; Sordariomycetes; Hypocreales; Cordycipitaceae
Product: GMP synthase
Exons: 3
Coding region: 1-1428 (475 amino acids)
Source: RefSeq, a predicted model, not a curated record
AUGCGAGAUUCACAUGCUGUGCUGGAGAAGCUCAACUUCAGUGGUCAGUGGGGUUCGGCAGUGCACAGGUUCAAAAGCAAGCCCAGCGAGAACCCAAAGCCUCCACGCACUGCAACGUCAACACCCCCCACCAUGUCGAAAUUCGGGGAUUUUGUCAAGAAUGGCUGGCAUCCCGAGAAGCAGGGCACUACAUUCAAAGGCCAAGUAAAAGGUCUCGUCGGCCGCGGCGAAUCCAAGGACGACCGCAACAAAGACCAUGUUUCCCGGCCGCUACACACCCUCACCGACCCGUCAUCGCUACCGCCUCCGCCGCAGCGCCGCGGCACCGGUCUCGCCCCCGGGCCGGCACCCACGUCCUCGGGCGGUGAGAAGCGCAAAGUCGUCGCUGCGCCGUCAAAGUAUCAGGAUCCGCACGGGCCGCGCGUCGCACCGCCCCCGCGCACCGCCCGUGUCGACCAGCAGGACCCGGAACAGGAACAGCAGCAGCAGCAAGUGAUGGAGGAGCCGCCGCGCCCGUACCGGACCAACACGACGGGGCUGCGGACUGAUCACCUACCGCUGCCGCCGAGCCGCAGGGAUGGCGCGGACGGGAGGAGCCCGCCGUCGUACAGCGCUGCGACUACGGGCAGGGCGGUGCCGGCGCCACCUGGACGUGGUGCGGCAGCGGCAGCGCCGAGCUUGCCGCCGAGGCUGCCUCCGCGCGGAGCCGCAACACCGCCCGCGGCGAGCCCGCAAUCGACAGGGAGUGGCGGUGGCGGCGGUCUACUGAACCAAGGCGCCGUGAACCGACUCGGCGCCGCGGGCGUAUCAGUACCAGGCCUCGGCAUUGGGAAAAGUAACACCGGCAGCAGCACCGACAGCCAACAACUACAACAUCAGCAGCAGCAGCAGCAGCAGCAGCCAGGCGGAGGAAACCACAUGAAUGAGUUGCAAAACCGCUUCGCGCGCUUCAACACUUCCUCUUCCACAAACACGCAGGAGCAAUCAUCACCAGCACCGCCGAGCCAAGGCACGACGUGGGCACAGAAGCAGGCCGCGCUCAAAACGGCGGCGCAGGCGCACAAGGACCCAUCGCAGGUGUCGCUGGCCGACGCCCGGGCCGCGGCCGGCACGGCCAACAACUUUCGGCAGCGCCACGGGGAGCAAAUCGCCGCGGGGUACGGCAAGGCGCAGGGAUGGAACCAAAAGUACGGCGUGGCGGACAAGGUGGGCGGGUUUGCGAGCAAGUUUCAAGGAGGGACAGCGGCGGCGGCGGCGCCGCCGCAGCAGACGGGUACGACUACACUUGCGGCGACGGAUGGGAAGAAGAAGCCGCCUCCGCCUCCGCCGCCCAAGAAGAAGCCGGGUCUGGUGUCCGCGGCGGAACCGGCUGCAGCGGAGGAGGAUGCGCCGCCUCCGAUCCCCAUGUCGACGCGGCCCAACUUUUAG